Molecule: messenger RNA, 770 nt
Organism: Solanum dulcamara
Lineage: Eukaryota; Viridiplantae; Streptophyta; Magnoliopsida; Solanales; Solanaceae
Exons: 2
Coding region: 52-399 (115 amino acids)
Source: RefSeq, a predicted model, not a curated record
UUAAACGAGCUCUUAUUAGAAAGGCAACCAUUGGAAGAAAAUCAGAGAGAGAUGGAUCCUCCCCAUUCGCAAACACAGUUACGGAAUAGCUGGCGUGGUGCCAAAUUUAGUUGGCGUGCUGUUCUCAUCUUCAAUCUUGGCCUCGGAGCUUACCUCUUUACAAGGCCUGCUAAGAAGGAAAAAAAACCUAUCACUAGACAGCCCAUUACUCCAGCUGAGACUACAAAUCCCACUCCACCUGCUCUUCAAAAUUUUGAACCCAUCUUUGCUCCUAUUCCAGAACCUGUGAAGGUGCCAGAGUCCCUCUCUAAGAAGCAGCAACACAGUGUUUUUGGAUGGAUGCUAAAAGACAAAGAGGAAGGUCAAACCUCAAAACCGAGAAGAGAAGAAGAUAAUUAAUGAAAAAAACGCUCUAUUGAAACAAGUUCAUACGAGCAGAUUCCAUCCUGAAGAUCUGAUGUAACGUAGAUGUUUCUUGAUUUAAAAUUUUCUUAGGCUGCCUAGUUACUGAACCAUCAUUUACGACUUGACAUUGUUUGUCACCUUCACUCUAAUUGAUACUGUUGCUUUAUAAUUAGGCAAUACAGAUAAUAGAUGAUUUGUUAUAGUAGAAAUUUUUAUUGCUAGUGGAGGAAACUAAUCGAGCUCGACUGUUUCGUUUAUUUAAAUUAACUUUUUCUACUGCACUUCAUAAGAUGGUCAUUUGUGUUGGCUAUUUCAUAAGUUGUCAAAAUUCUUUAGUUGUUUAUUCGUGAUAGUUAAUAUGAGUA